AUGCGUCGGUGGCUCUUUACAAUAGUCGGGCUGGCCCCCAUAGUACAUACCGUCCUCUACGUACUCACAUCAGUAGUGGAUGCUACAUGCCCAGAUGACACGCUGGCGGUUUGCUUUUCACUAUAUAACUACCUGAACAUCGGCAAAGCGGUACAAACGAUCCCAGUGCAAUUUCCACGGCAAGGUGGAUCCUGCUUGGACAACAGGAGUGACAACGGACUCGAUAACGAUAAAACGUUUUGGCAUGAACGAUGUUGUUUAAUCUCUAGGUUGUUACCCCUAAACCCCCCAUUCGGUACCCAAGGCCAAUUUCGGAUCACCAAGAAGAUGGUAGACACGUCACGUGCGAUUGAUGAUCGUCCACCCAGAAAGCUCCACACAGACCGUUUUUGA
Puccinia triticina is the source of this 393-nucleotide messenger RNA. RefSeq lists its product as uncharacterized. The coding region runs from base 1 to 393 and encodes 130 amino acids. NCBI's taxonomy places the organism in Eukaryota, Fungi, Basidiomycota, Pucciniomycetes, Pucciniales, Pucciniaceae. The record is from RefSeq and is a predicted model, not a curated record. The transcript has 3 exons.